Messenger RNA from Loxodonta africana (African savanna elephant), 1726 nucleotides. RefSeq names its product tubulin gamma-1 chain. The coding region runs from base 177 to 1532 and encodes 451 amino acids. The transcript has 11 exons. Gene Ontology annotation, cellular component: nucleus; microtubule; spindle. Lineage: Eukaryota; Metazoa; Chordata; Mammalia; Proboscidea; Elephantidae. Gene Ontology annotation, molecular function: GTP binding; structural constituent of cytoskeleton. Gene Ontology annotation, biological process: meiotic spindle organization; cytoplasmic microtubule organization; mitotic spindle organization. The record is from RefSeq and is a predicted model, not a curated record.
GCAGCGGCGCCUGAUGUGGCGCCACCGUAUGCGGCGUCGCGCGCGGCUUUGUUGCUGAAGAGCGCGGCGCUUUGGCGAAGCAGAGCGCCUCUGUCGCCGACGAGCGCGGGUCCUUUGCGGAUCAGAGCGGCGUUGUGGCCGGCGGCAGCGGCUUCAGCGCAGGAAUCUGAGGAGCGAUGCCGAGGGAAAUUAUCACCCUACAGUUGGGCCAGUGCGGCAAUCAGAUUGGGUUCGAGUUCUGGAAACAGCUGUGCGCCGAACAUGGUAUCAGCCCCGAGGGCAUCGUGGAGGAGUUCGCCACCGAAGGCACUGACCGAAAGGACGUCUUUUUCUACCAGGCAGACGAUGAGCACUACAUCCCCAGGGCGGUGCUGCUGGACCUGGAGCCCCGGGUGAUCCACUCCAUCCUCAACUCCCCCUAUGCCAAGCUCUACAACCCUGAGAACAUCUACCUGUCGGAGCACGGUGGAGGAGCCGGCAACAACUGGGCCAGCGGAUUCUCCCAGGGAGAGAAGAUCCAUGAGGACAUUUUUGACAUCAUAGACCGGGAGGCAGAUGGCAGUGACAGUCUAGAGGGCUUUGUUCUGUGUCACUCCAUUGCUGGGGGAACAGGCUCUGGCCUGGGCUCCUACCUCUUAGAACGACUCAAUGACAGGUACCCCAAAAAGCUGGUGCAGACGUACUCAGUGUUUCCUAAUCAGGAUGAGAUGAGCGACGUGGUGGUGCAGCCCUACAACUCACUGCUCACGCUCAAGAGGCUGACCCAGAACGCAGACUGUGUGGUGGUGCUGGACAACACAGCCCUGAACCGGAUCGCCACAGACCGUCUGCACAUCCAGAACCCGUCCUUCUCCCAGAUCAACCAGCUGGUGUCCACCAUCAUGUCGGCCAGCACCACCACCCUGCGCUAUCCCGGCUACAUGAACAAUGACCUCAUUGGCCUCAUUGCCUCACUCAUCCCCACACCGAGGCUGCACUUCCUCAUGACUGGCUACACCCCCCUCACCACGGACCAGUCGGUGGCCAGCGUGAGGAAGACCACGGUCCUGGAUGUUAUGAGGCGGCUGCUACAGCCCAAGAACGUGAUGGUGUCUACCGGCCGGGACCGCCAGACCAACCACUGCUACAUCGCCAUCCUCAACAUCAUCCAGGGAGAGGUGGACCCCACCCAGGUCCACAAGAGCCUGCAGAGGAUCCGGGAACGCAAGUUGGCCAACUUCAUCCCCUGGGGCCCAGCCAGCAUCCAGGUGGCUCUGUCUAGGAAGUCUCCAUACCUGCCCUCGGCCCACCGGGUCAGUGGGCUCAUGAUGGCCAACCACACCAGUAUCUCCUCGCUCUUUGAGCGGACCUGUCGCCAGUACGACAAGCUGCGGAAGCGGGAGGCCUUCCUGGAGCAGUUCCGCAAGGAGGACAUCUUCAAGGAGAACUUUGACGAGCUGGACACAUCCAGGGAGGUUGUGCAGGAGCUCAUUGAUGAGUACCAUGCGGCCACGCGGCCAGACUACAUCUCCUGGGGCACCCAGGAGCAGUGAUCCUCUAGACAGUGACCCUCAUCUGCCUUACUGGUUGGCCCAGGCCCCGCCUGACUGACCACACCUUCAGAGCACAGAUCAGGGACUUCCCACUUCUCCGUAUACACACAUACAGUCACUCUCUGUUGGCCUGGAGACACAUUUCCUUUUCCUCUUAUGAGACAUUUUAAUAAAGUACUAGCUAUAUAAAUCAA